Messenger RNA from Xiphophorus maculatus (southern platyfish), 2303 nucleotides. It is a transcript of the gene dcdc2b, whose product is annotated as doublecortin domain containing 2B. Gene Ontology annotation, biological process: intracellular signal transduction. Gene Ontology annotation, cellular component: microtubule; microtubule organizing center. The record is from RefSeq and is a predicted model, not a curated record. The transcript has 14 exons. Bases 182 to 1489 code for a protein of 435 amino acids. NCBI's taxonomy places the organism in Eukaryota, Metazoa, Chordata, Actinopteri, Cyprinodontiformes, Poeciliidae.
GCUGGCCCUGCUGCCAUGGCAACCAGGAAAUACUCACCGCCGUCAAAGUAGUAGUAGUGUCCGUGAGAGAGGGGGGCAGAGAUCGGAGCAGAACGUGGGGAGCGGGAGUCUAGACGGACCACAGCAGCAGAAAGGAUCGAUUUCCACAUUCGGCUGUGCUGAACCUCGUCCUCCUGCAGAAAUGGCUGCCAGCACUGCCGCGCCGGUCAAAAACGUGGUGGUGUUCAGGAAUGGAGACCCCUUCUUCGGCGGACGCAGGUUUGUGGUCAACCAGCGUCAGUUGGCCACCAUGGAGGUCUUUCUGAACGAGGUGACCCAGAGCAUCGGCGCCCCGCUGGCUGUCAGGACCCUGUACACCCCAAGGCAGGGCCACAGGGUCUCAGGCCUCCAGGACCUCCAGACGGGAGCGCAGUACGUCGCUGCCGGCUUCGAGAGGUUCAAGAAACUGGACUAUCUGCAUGCAGGGUUAAAAAAGCAGCCUGGAGUUCGUAAUGAAGCACAGGUAAAAGUCAUCCAGAGGCCCAACGUUUCAGCCAAAUGGAGGAAGUUUAUUCCUGUUCCUUGCAUUAUACAUGUAUUCCGUAAUGGAGAUCUUCUGUGUCCACCUUUCCGGUUCAUCAUUCCUCGGAGUUUGCAGCAGGACCUGGAUCAGAUCCUGAGUCUGAUCACCGAGAAAGUCGGCUUACGGACUGGAGCGGUGCGCAGGCUGUGCUCUCUGGAUGGAGUCUCCGUUUCCUCGGCUGGGGAGUUGCAGACCGGCCGCUGCUACGUUGCUGUGGGAACCGAAAGGUUCAAGAAACUUCCGUAUGUGGAGCUGCUGGUUUCAAAAGCUGCCGAGAGACAUUAUCCUGAGAAGAGGAAACUACUGAGGAGAACACAGAACAGAAAAGCAGGAAGCGGUCCCGAAGACCGGUACAGUGACUCAGCUCUCCUCAACUCCCCAGAGUCCGAUGGCCGGAGGGUGAAGUCAACAGGAGAUGAAGCUGCAGCUCUUCAGGCGUCGCAGCAGCUGAGCAGGAGAGAGAGAGCAGACGAGGCGUCCGGAUACUUCGCCCGGCCUGUCAAAGUUCGCAAGAACAGAACGCAAAGCAGACCGCUGCUCCCUGAUGGACCUGGUAAGCCAGGUGUGCUCAAAGGAGAGGAUAGGACAAAUAGAGAGGAGGCUCAAGGUGCAGAGGAGGUGCAGGAGGACGAGAAUACGGCUACAGAGCUGCCUGUUGAUCAGAGAGUUGCAGAAAUAGUUGAAGAUGAAGACUUAAGCAACACGGAGGAUCCGGUGCAGAACUCUCCACAGAGACAUGCAGAAAAGAGAGAGCAGCACAAGCAUCAACAGGAACUCAGUGGAAAGCAGGUGAAAGCAUCUGAACAGAAGCAGGAGUCAGCAGCUCAGAUCCUGAAAGAGGCUGAACUGAAGCCGAAAUCGUCAUCAUCCCACUCAGAGGGGAAGAUCGGGGAAGAGCAGGCAAGUCUGCCGACUUCACAUCUAUAAAAUCCUGGAGAAACUUUGCUUUUCUACUGAUUUUAAUGCUUUCCUGUGACAGAAGAGCCUGCAGGAGCUUAAUGCCGUCUCUCACAAAAUGAGUACUAUCUAAACUGUGAUAUUGAGAAAAGUAAGGUUUGUUUGUAUUUUGUCUUUUUUUAAUCAUAAGACAUAAAUGGGAAUCAAAAUCCAACAAAUCUAAAAAAAAAAACCUUCUGAAAGUGAGAUUAUUUAAUCUGUUCAUCCUGUUUAAAAGGAGUAACUCUGAUGUAGACAUUAAGUGUUGAAAUCUGCAGGGACCAACAUUCAGCCCUGCAUCUUAAUUUAACAGAAAAUAAUCCAUAAAGAGCUGCUGUGUCAACCGAAAACCCAUUAAUGCACAAGAACAUGCAAACGUGAACAAAUUUUUUUUUUUAUAUAUAUGCCAUUGUUGUUCACUCUUCUUCAUUCAAAGCAAAUAUUCUAGAAUUCUCAAAUUUUCCACCCUUGAAAUACAAUUUUUUACAGAUUAAAGUCUGUAUUUUUUUUCCCUGGGUUUUUUGUUUUCACGUUUGGCAGGAAGUAGAGAGCAUCAUGUCUGAAGUAAAGUCAAUGAAAAGUCAUAGAAAGUGAUUUUUUUUCCAUCCAAUGUAUGAAAAUUGUUAGUUCAAUACAUGAGAAAUUAUUUUUUUUGUUUGAAUCAAAUAAAAAUGAGGUGUGCUUGACUGAGGAAGCAGUUUCUGUCAAAGUAGUUUAGUACUAAAAUAUAUGACAUUUAAAAUGACAAAGUCAUUUGUGUCUUAAAUCCAUGAAAUAAUAUAAUAAAAGUUUCUAUUCUUUUGUA